This is a messenger RNA of Toxotes jaculatrix (banded archerfish), 1971 nucleotides long. It is a transcript of the gene rsu1, whose product is annotated as Ras suppressor protein 1. Lineage: Eukaryota; Metazoa; Chordata; Actinopteri; Toxotidae. The coding region runs from base 409 to 1242 and encodes 277 amino acids. Gene Ontology annotation, molecular function: protein binding. The transcript has 9 exons. The record is from RefSeq and is a predicted model, not a curated record.
AAAAACUAUGACUUGAAAUAAGACAGACAAACCAAAAGACCAGCAAAACGUACUGUAAUAUUAGAUGCAAAACACAUUUCUUUGCAUGUCACGGUGUAGCUCUUGGUCAUAUUUAGAAUGACAAUUAGUUGGAGUUGCAGUGUAUUGGCUGUUUUUCAGUUAGACCGCUAGAGUUUCGGAAGGUCUCCAUUUUACACGGAGAUGUGGCAGCACCGUACAGUCUAUGGGCUGAGCCUAAACAAUCUAUGGGCUGAGCAGAUCGAGGAACAGGAAGUGUCCUAUUAUGGAAUAGUGGCUCUCACAUAAACUUCCGGUAGGGUGUGAGCUUGAAACGAAGGGUCUAUCUGGAAUUAAAAAGCUACUAUCGUACCUUUUUCAUUCCACUUUUUCAGAAGUGUUUUCAGAAAAAUGUCCAAGUCUUUGAAGAAGAUAGUGGAGGAGAGUCGGGACAAGAACCUCUCAGAGGUGGAUAUGUGCGACAGAGGCAUUUCGAACAUGCUGGACAUUCCAGGACUGUUCGCUCUGUCUAACAUCACUCAGCUGGUCCUCAGCCACAAUAAGCUCACAGCUGUGCCUGCUAACAUCUCUGAGCUGAAGAACCUAGAGGUUCUAAACAUGUUCAACAACCAGAUUGAAGAGCUGCCUACUCAGAUCAGCAGUCUUCAGAAGCUGAAACACCUCAACCUCGGUAUGAACCGUCUGAGCAGCUUGCCCAGAGGAUUUGGUUCGUUGCCAGCUUUGGAAGUGUUGGACCUUACCUACAACAACCUGACCCAGAACUCCCUGCCUGGAAACUUCUUCUACCUCACCACUCUUCGUGCACUCUAUCUGAGUGACAAUGACUUCGAGGUCCUGCCUGUUGACAUCGGGAAGCUGGCCAAGUUGCAAAUAUUGAGUCUGAGGGAUAAUGAUCUGAUCUCAUUGCCUAAGGAGAUCGGGGAGUUAGCUCAACUCAAAGAGCUUCACAUCCAGGGCAACAGACUGACCGUUCUGCCCCCUGAACUUGGUAAUCUGGAUCUGACUGGUCCUAAACAGGUGUUUAAAGCAGAGAAUAAUCCCUGGGUCACUCCCAUUGCAGACCAGUUCCAGCUGGGUGUCUCUCAUGUUUUUGAAUAUGUUCGCUCAGAGACCUAUAAGUAUCUCUAUGGCAGACACAUGCAGGCCAACCCAGAACCUCCAAAGAAGAGCAAUGAUAAAAGUAAGAAGAUAAGCCGUAAACCUCUGGCUGCCAAGAACAAGUGAGAAGACAGAGGAUGGAAAUGAAUGCUCGCUCAGCCAACCAACCUCCCUGCUUGUGCCUUUUUUUUCUGUUUUUUGUAUUAUAUGGAAAUUUAUCAAGUUUUUUUCUAAAUAUGUACUGUUGAAUACUGUUCUGACUGUAUUUCUCCAAAGGUGAGUACAGAUGGAUGUUUUUUCAACUCUUCUUAAAUGCUUGAGUCUUGGUGCUAAAAAAAAAAAAGACAUUUGCUUAAAAUGCUGUUGGCCCCAGAUGGUAAAGAGAGGUAUUGUAACUUCAAAUUUUAUAUUAGUAUCAAGAAGCCCUGCAAGGCAACGCUGGUGACACUGUUAAACUGCAAUGAUAUCGAAAGGAACACUGAACACAGGGGAGUUCAGCUUCAUCCAGGAAGUCAUAUUUAUAAUGAUGUACAGUUAUUUUUAAUGUUUUACACAGUAUUUGAUAACAAAUACUUUGGAGAUUUACUUUAUUUACUCAGUUUAAUUACUAUAGUACCCCUCACUGUCUUGUUUCUGUAUUUCCUGAAUAGAGACUAUGACUCCCAAAUGUACCUCUCACUUUACCUUCAAUUCUACUUUCUCCUUGUGAAGUUAAUGUUUUAAAGUAUUGCCAAGUGUCAAUCACAUUUCAGCUUGUUGCAAAAAUGCAUGAGUGUAAUUUUAUCACAGGGCAAAAUAUACAGAAUGUUCAUUGUGCUGUCUGCAGUGAUUUCAAAUAAAACAAUCACAAUCUUC